This is a messenger RNA of Lycium ferocissimum, 1135 nucleotides long. Its product is annotated as glyoxylase I 4-like. Lineage: Eukaryota; Viridiplantae; Streptophyta; Magnoliopsida; Solanales; Solanaceae. The transcript has 3 exons. The coding region runs from base 230 to 763 and encodes 177 amino acids. The record is from RefSeq and is a predicted model, not a curated record.
UUUUUGUAUUACAUGGUCUUUCGUUUCCUUUACAAAUUCGCCCGACCAAACCUAUCGAGACUUUUUCCUAAUCUUUCGUUUAACAUCCAUUCAUAUCCCUCUCUGAUCUCUUUUCGAUCUUAUCUAUUUGCUAGUUCAUUGAUUUGGUCGUUGUUAUUUCAAUCUUUUGUUCUAAUUUCUUAAUUGAAUUUAUAAUCUUGGUUGAGAACAAAAAAAGGUUUAAAAAAAUAUGAAGGGGAAUACUGGAAAUCCAUUGGCCUUGACAUCCCUGAAUCACAUCUCCCUAGUUUGCAGAUCAGUUGAAAAAUCCAUUGAAUUCUACAAGAAUGUUCUUGGUUUUGUGCCUGUUAGGAGGCCUGGAUCAUUCAAUUUUAAUGGCGCUUGGCUGUUUAGUUACGGAAUUGGGAUUCAUUUACUUCAAUCGGAAGAUCCUGAGAAAAUGCCAAUGAAAACUGAAAUCAAUCCCAAAGAUAACCAUAUCUCUUUCCAGUGUGAGAGCAUAGAUGCAGUGGAGAAGAAGCUGACAGAAAUGGGAAUAAAAUACGUGAGGCAUCUGGUGGAAGAAGGAGGUAUAUACGUUGAUCAGUUAUUUUUCCAUGAUCCAGAUGGCUUCAUGGUUGAGAUUUGCAACUGCGACAACUUGCCAGUGAUUCCCUUGGCUGGCGAAAUGGCUCGUUCUUGUUCAAGGGCAAAUCUUCAGUUGCUUCAACCUCAACAAGCACAGCAGCAAUCCAUAGCAAAAGUUCCAGUGGUCAAGCCUUAAAGAAGAGGAUGCAUAUGUUUCAGUGUCCCAUAUUUUGGAUCUUCUUCGUGUUCAGGAUCAAGAUUCAAGACUGAGUAAUUACCUGAGAGAUGUUAGUUACUAGUACUAUUUGUUUUUAGCGAUGUGAGUAUUCUAUGUGUUUGGGUAUGGUUGUUAGUAAUAAGACAUAAUUGUCCAGAUUUGGAGUUGUGUAUGAGCUGGUCUCAGUGAUUCCUUAACUGAUUCUGUUUUCUUCUGAGAUGCAAUGUCUUGAAUGUAACCAAGAUGGAGGACCCAUGUGGGAAGAUCUCAAAUCACAUUUGGAAUCUUCAGAAGAUGUCUAUAUAUAUAAAAGUGAAAAAAAUCUAUAAGGCUUUAUUUUAUGCUAAUAAA